Lates calcarifer (barramundi perch) is the source of this 2306-nucleotide messenger RNA. RefSeq names its product desmin a (gene desma). The record is from RefSeq and is a predicted model, not a curated record. Gene Ontology annotation, cellular component: cell-cell junction; Z disc; intermediate filament. The transcript has 10 exons. Gene Ontology annotation, biological process: skeletal muscle organ development. Lineage: Eukaryota; Metazoa; Chordata; Actinopteri; Centropomidae. Bases 111 to 1538 code for a protein of 475 amino acids.
CUGACGUUUCCUCACUUAGUUUCCCUCCCAGUUGCCCAGUGGGACAGUUGGGUCUCAGCACCUCAAGUGGCUCUAUCAAAUCCACAAGUCAACCAAACAGUCAACCAGCUAUGAGCAAGUCCUACACUUCCUCAUCCCAGACCGCCUCCUCGUACCGCCGCACCUUUGGCUCCGGGGUCGGUUCAUCCCCGAUGUCCUCCCUCUUCUCCUCAGUGGGAGGAGGCCGUGGCUCCUCUUCAAGCCACAUGUCUUCCAGAGUCUACGAGGUCAAGAGCACUGGCAUUCCCUCCUAUUCCAGCUUCAGGGUGUCCUCCGGUGCUGGAGGAGCUGGGUUCGGCUCCUCCACAGCCAUGCGCACCUACGCCGGCGAGAAACUCGACUUCAACCUGGCCGACGCCAUGAACCAGGACUUCCUCAACACAAGGACCAACGAGAAGGCCGAGCUUCAGCACCUCAAUGACCGCUUUGCCAGCUACAUCGAGAAGGUGCGCUUCCUGGAGCAGCAGAACGCAGCGCUGACGGUGGAGAUCGAAAAGCUGAGGGGUCGCGAGGGGCCUGGGCGCGUGGCUGAGAUGUAUGAGGAGGAAAUGAGGGAGCUGAGGAGGCAGAUAGAGGCCCUGUCCAACCAGCGUGCCCGAGUGGAGGUGGAGAGAGACAACCUGGCUGAUGACCUGCAGAAACUCAAGCUAAGACUGCAGGAGGAGAUUCACCAGAAGGAAGAGGCUGAGAACAACCUGUCUGCUUUCAGAGCCGAUGUUGACAAUGCCACUCUGGCCAGGCUGGACCUGGAGAGACGAAUUGAGAGUCUGCAAGAGGAGAUUGCUUUCCUCAAGAAGAUCCAUGAGGAGGAGAUCCGUGAGCUGCAGAGCCAGAUGCAGGACACUCAGAUCCAGAUCCAGAUGGACAUGUCCAAACCCGACCUGACUGCUGCUCUGAGGGACAUCCGCAUGCAGUACGAGGCCAUUGCCGCCAAGAACAUCUCAGAGGCUGAAGAUUGGUACAAGUCUAAGGUGUCUGAUCUGAACCAGGCUGUGAAUAAGAACAACGAUGCACUCCGCCAGGCCAAACAGGAGAGCAUGGAGUACAGACACCAGAUCCAGUCCUACACCUGUGAGAUCGACUCACUCAAAGGCACCAAUGAGUCUCUGCUGCGCCAGAUGAGAGAUAUGGAGGAUCGUAUGUCCCGCGAGGCCUCUGGUUUCCAGGAUACUAUCGCACGGCUGGAGGAAGACAUUGCUAAGAUGAAGGAUGACAUGGCCCGUCACCUGAGAGAGUACCAGGACCUGCUCAAUGUGAAGAUGGCCCUUGAUAUUGAAAUUGCCACUUACCGCAAGCUGCUGGAAGGAGAGGAGAGCAGGAUCACUAUGCCUGUCCAGUCUGCUUAUUCCUCCAUUGGAUUCAGAGAGACCAGUCCUGAGUCCCAGCCCCAGCGCUCAUCAGAGGUUCACUCUAAGAAGACUGUUCUCAUCAAGACCAUCGAAACCCGUGAUGGAGAGGUGGUCAGCGAGUCCACACAGCACCAGCAAGACAUCAUGUAAACCAGAAGAGGCAACAUUAGAAACACUAUAUUUGAUAAAUUCAGUUAAAAAAAAAAACAUUUACAUUUUCCUACCACUACUACAACAAUGUAUAAGCUGAGCCCAUUUUUAGAUUACAGUUUAUAUGGAAACACAAAACUGUACAAGUGAAUGCAACCAGUAUACAUCUUGACAAAAUGUACUGUAUACAUAAUGAACAGGAUAGAGGCACAAUGGCGCAAUGCACUGUCCUUUGCCUGGUUUUCAAUAAAGGGCAUUCCAGGACUUUAUACUUUAUUCGUGUUACUUUCCAUAUCUCAAAAACACCUGAAUUUGUUGUUUGUCUUGUCUGCAAAAAUAAUUCAAAGACAAGAGUAUGGUUUUAAUUAACAAGAAAUCUUUUAUGUGGUUGUACUGGCCCAGUAUCAAUAGGGAAGUUUGCAAAGCACAAGACAGAUCAAUGGUCCUGAAACACCAUGGUCAGAAGUGAUAUUUUAACUGUAACUUUCACUGCACCUAUUCCAAGUCUUCCUGUGAAAAAGCACAAGGAUGUGAUUUAGUUAAGAGGUGCUUUUAUUUGUGUGACUGAUUAAUGGAAUGUGAGCUGUUGGUCUAAGCUUUGAGAUAUGUCAGAGAAUACAAACAUCAAAUGAGAAAGGAACUCAGUCAUGUUUUAAGUUUGAGCUCAAUAGCAUGUGCUGGAGGUUUGGUUAUAUGUGUAUGGGUAAUGUAUGGUAUGGAGCUUCACUGUGACAACUAUCUCAAAUAAAGACAAGUAUUAUCACCAUA